AUGAUUCAACAAUUUUCUCGUUUUGUGAAGUCAGGCGCUGGACUUGAAAAGACCCUUCGUCUAAUCCAAUGCGUGUCGCAAAUCGUCGCUGCACUCACCGUGAGCAGUACCCUGACUGUGCAAUUGACUACGGUCAAGCUGCAAUUAGCAUUAACGCGGAGAUAUUUCCGCUUCUUUGGGUUCAUUGACUCCUUCCAGCGCAUGUCUGCGUUGUUGGGCAAGGAUGGCUUUAGUUCUGUGACUGGGCUGCUUGAACUAGCUAAAUGCACUUGCUUUGGCCUUUACUUUGUUCUGGAAGACUUGACCACGCUUCAUGCAAUGGGUGUCUACGCCGUGCCUUGGAAUGACCGUGUAAUGGAGCAGGCCAAUACUUUCUGGUUGUAUGCACUCUCUUUCUCUGUUGCUGGAGGUAUUUGGGCGCUGCUUGUCAGUCCUGCGGAGCAACCUAAAAAGAAUAGCAAGAGAAAGAACCAGAAAACUGCAUCUGGGAAGGCUACACUGGUCAAACCGACUGCUGCCUCUUCCCAAAUGAAACAGAUCGUGGUGGAUAGCUGUGAUUUGCUUAUCCCGCUGGAGCUUCUGGGUUGGAUGCCCACCGGGGACGUGGUGGUUGGAUCGACCAUGGUCUUGAGUACACUACUGACUGCUCAAGAUAUUUGGGCCCGACAAAAGUCCAAAAAAAUGGACUUGCAGGGAAUCGAACCCUGGACCACUCCCAUGCUAAGGGAGUAUUAUACCACUAAACCACAAGCCCAAUUGAAUGAUGGAGACUGCCCAUUAGUGACUCAAGACCGGAAAUGA
Penicillium vulpinum is the source of this 801-nucleotide messenger RNA. RefSeq names its product PEX11 domain protein. The coding region runs from base 1 to 801 and encodes 266 amino acids. Lineage: Eukaryota; Fungi; Ascomycota; Eurotiomycetes; Eurotiales; Aspergillaceae. The transcript has 4 exons. The record is from RefSeq and is a predicted model, not a curated record. Gene Ontology annotation, cellular component: peroxisomal membrane. Gene Ontology annotation, biological process: regulation of peroxisome size; peroxisome fission.